CAGCAGAGCAGUGACGAUGGGUUUCCUGCUGCAAGUUUCCUGCUAACGGCGGACGGAUAAGCAGGACCAGAAUCCACCUUCCUCAACCAGAACCGGACCUGCAGAGACCCAGAACCAGAACCAGCAGAGAGGAAGCAGUGAGCAGACGGAGGCGGCGGGUGAACUCAGUCGAUGGAUGCUGUCCGGAUCGAGGGGGCAGCAAGUUCUUCACUGACGAGGAAAAGAAAGAUUUCAAAAUUGAGUCGAAGGACAGAAACUCGCCGUCAGGCAUGGUGUGUGAGAAGGGGAUCCAGAUCCUCCUCACCACCGUGGGGGCGUUCGCCGCCUUCGGCCUGAUGACGGUGGCCAUAGGGACGGACUACUGGCUGUACUCCCGCGCCCUCAUCUGCAACAGCACGGCCAACGUCACCCAGGACGACCCCCACAACAAGGACAAGAAGGACCCCGGGGCCCUCACCCACUCAGGGCUGUGGAGGAUCUGCUGCCUGGAAGGAGUGAAGCGAGGAGUGUGUUCUCAGAUCAACCACUUCCCGGAGGACGCAGACUUUGACCACGACGGGGCCGAGUACGUCCUACGGGUAGUCAGAGCUUCCAACAUCUUCCCAAUCCUCAGUGCCAUCCUGCUGCUGAUGGGAGGCAUUUGCAUCGCUGCUAGUCGUUUCUACAAAAGCAAAAGGAACAUCAUCCUGGGGGCAGGAAUCCUCUUCGUGGCUGCAGGUAACUCUGGAAUAUUCUAACAUCUGGACAUGUAU
Molecule: messenger RNA, 752 nt
Organism: Acanthochromis polyacanthus (spiny chromis)
Lineage: Eukaryota; Metazoa; Chordata; Actinopteri; Pomacentridae
Product: voltage-dependent calcium channel gamma-8 subunit-like
Exons: 4
Coding region: 270-737 (155 amino acids)
Biological process (GO): regulation of AMPA receptor activity; neurotransmitter receptor transport, postsynaptic endosome to lysosome; transmission of nerve impulse
Cellular component (GO): AMPA glutamate receptor complex; postsynaptic density membrane
Molecular function (GO): channel regulator activity; voltage-gated calcium channel activity
Source: RefSeq, a predicted model, not a curated record